AUGACAUCUAUAACUUGCCUCUAUAAUAUUAAUUUUAUGGAAACCUAAUAAACUAAUUAGUAUUCACAUUUAUUCAUUUAUUUAAUGAGGAAAUUAGUGUCAGCUUCUAUAGUGUUUUUUAACAGUACUGAGCCGAAUGUUCAGAAUAUGGAUAUACUUUGCUUUAAUUUAUUUGAUUCACAUAACUGUCAGCACGGCUGAUCGCCAACCAAGUGACUAUCCUGAUUCGGAACUAAUCGAUAUAGAUUUACCAUCGAGUGUUUCAAAGCCAUAUUAUACAUCUGAGAGUGAUUCCUAUGAAAAUAAUAAAGCUUUGAGUCGUAUGAGAAGAAGAGUGCACAAGCGUACACAGCAUCUACUUAUCACACAUCUUGACCUUCCACGCAAUCUAAGAGGAUAUGACAAUAAUGAAAAUGAUUAUGGAUCUGAUACACCCGUAUAUUUCCAGCAACUUGUUAGUAAGACUCAUCAAGCAUCAUUAAUGAGCCCCGAAAAACGUCUUUAUUCAUCAGAUGAUGAAGAACUUAUAAAAAUCUUGAUUAAACUAAUUAAGCUUUUCAAAAACAAGCAUGUUCGAAGAGUGAAACCAGUAGCUUCAGUUAAUCACAUUAUUAUGGCCCGACCAGCUGUUCAUAUCGAAACUUCAGCGGAACAUUCACCGCCAAAUAAUCUAAUUGAUUAUUGUAAGGAUCAGAAAGAAAUAUCGCCUCUUCAAUCUACUUCAAACGGUUUUCAAGCUUCUAAAACUGUUUUCUUACCUCAUACUAACCCUAAAGAAUCUUUGAAACAAACAUCACAGUCUUCUUCCACCGACUCAUCCAUACAGAUAGGCACUGUUAAUAAUGUUGAUGCAUCUCGUUCUAAAAUUAAAUAUACUCCUGCAUUAUCUCAAAAACAAUUUAGUUCUUCUUCAUCAACUGGUUUUUUACAGCAACAUUCUAGUAUGUUCAAUAGGAACUCUAUUGGCGAGUCGGAAACUAAAUAUCUCAAUACGGCUCAGCAAGUGAAAAGUAACAUUCCUAGAAUGUCAGAAUUAAAUCCGUUAGGAAGACCCCUUCACCUCACUUCUGGAGAACAUAGUAAUUCUAUCCAUUCAGGUUACAGGUAUACAUCAGUGUAUAAUCAUGCUGAAGCGUUAUCUCCAAUGUCUAUAAGCCGACCUAGUAUCCUAACUGGCUCUAGCAUUACUGAACUCCCAUCACCGAAGGAAAUCCAUACACCAAUAUCUUACCAAGGCUCUCAAAAAGUCGUGCCAGUUACACCUUCAUCGGCUCCAACUGCCAUUGUAAACCAACCAGAUAAUCCCAAAAUUCAACCGAUACAACAGGGGCAGAAGAUGUCACCUCAACAAGAAAGUCAAUCACAUACAAAUAAGUUUCCACAACAAUCACUGACACAAGGAGCAUCGCAAAUUUCUCCAGUCAUGUCAACUCAACAAAAUAUCCCGCCUGUUGGUAAAGAUUCCAGUCAUACUAGCCAGUCACCUGAUGUGAAUAAUUUAUUAGUCACCCCUCAUACUCAAUCCCCUGGACAGCAAAAGCAACAAGUUGUUCCUCAGGAGUCUUCUCAUAAACCUGUUCAGCAAGCAUCAAAAACUUAUACUAACAUAGCAUCACCGUUACCUCCGGUAGUAUUUACUGUUUCGAAAAUUGGAGAUUAUGAUUGGCAUUAUAACAUAUUUCAUCCAAGUAGGCCACAACGAUGGAAUUUAAAGAAUUAUGCAGUCAAACAAAAACUUCUUGAACAGAUCCGAAGAGUUUUACCAAAUUAGUAAAUGGAUGUGCAGAUACACAGUCUUACUAAAAUGAUGGAACGGAGAUAUGAGGAACCAGGUUAGCAACCUUCUUUUUUUAACGAAAUUUCGAUAGCGAAAGACGGCUAAAUUGGCAGCCUAAAUGAAAAAGAAUUUAAUGAUUAACAGUUUUGAUGCAUAUCCUCUCAUAUUACAUCUUGUAGUUUGUUUUUUCCGAAAUCUCCUCUCUUUCUCUCCAUAUAUAUAUCAAAGAAAUAUAUUAUUUUCCAAAAGUUA
This is a messenger RNA of Schistosoma haematobium, 2029 nucleotides long. RefSeq lists its product as uncharacterized. Lineage: Eukaryota; Metazoa; Platyhelminthes; Trematoda; Strigeidida; Schistosomatidae. The transcript is spliced from 2 exons. The record is from RefSeq and is a predicted model, not a curated record. The coding region runs from base 137 to 1771 and encodes 544 amino acids.